GAGCAGGUCGCCGCGGGCUGGCACACGCCACCCGGUCCCCGAGUAAAUAAAGGAAAGACACUCCCGAGCACCGUAAAUAGAGUCCAAGUGGGCGGGGAGCCGCCCCGCGCCGCCUGCUCAUGUCUCUACAGAGUCGAGUGUCCGGCCGCCUGGCACAGCUGCGCGCGGCGGGGCAGCUGCUAGUCGCCCCGCGCCCCUGGCCCGGCCCCUCGGCGGGUGCCACGCGGCCCCGCAGCAGUGCGUGCAGCCGCUCGGCGUCCCUGGGCGCGUACGGCCCCCGCGCGCGGACCCCAGCGGGAGUUGGGGAUUGGGGGGCGGCGGCAGUGGGGCGGAGAGCCGGGGUGCGCACCUGGGCCCCUCUGGCCAUGGCGGCGAAGGUGGACCUGAGCACCUCCACGGACUGGAAGGAGGCAAAAUCUUUUCUGAAGGGCCUGAGUGACAAGCAGAGGGAGGAACACUACUUCUGCCGGGACUUCGUCAGGCUGAAGAAGAUCCCGACGUGGAAGGAAAUGGCAAAAGGGGUGGCUGUGAAGGUGGAGGAGCCCAAAUACAAGAAGGACAAGCAACUCAAUGACAAGAUCUCCCUGUUCCGUGGCGACAUCACCAAGCUGGAGGUGGAUGCCAUUGUCAAUGCCGCCAACAGUUCCUUGCUUGGAGGCGGCGGUGUGGACGGCUGUAUCCACCGGGCCGCCGGGCCCCUGCUCACUGACGAAUGCCGCACCCUGCAGAACUGCGAAACCGGCAAGGCCAAGAUCACUGGCGGCUACCGGCUGCCGGCCAAGUACGUCAUCCACACGGUGGGGCCUAUCACCCACGGCGAGCCCAGCGCCAGCCAGGCCGGCGAGCUCCGCAGCUGCUACCUGAACAGUCUCGACUUGGUGCUGGAGCACCGGCUCCGCUCGGUGGCGUUCCCUUGCAUCUCCACCGGCGUGUUCGGCUACCCCAAUGAGGCGGCAGCCGAGGUGGUGCUGACCGCGCUGCGCGAGUGGCUGGAGCAGCACAAGGACAAGGUGGAUCGGUUGGUCAUCUGCGUGUUCCUGGAGAAGGACGAGGACAUCUACCGGCACCGGCUCCCGUACUACUUCCCCGUGGCCUGACGGCACCCGAUGCCCACCCUGCCGGGACGACCCACCAGGGCCUGCAGCACUCCGCUCCCAGCUCUGAGGAGAAGUCGCCGAAGCCUGCAGCAGGGCCCAGCCACCCCAUUCUGGCCCUCAGCCCCCUAAUAA
This is a messenger RNA of Trichechus manatus latirostris (Florida manatee), 1229 nucleotides long. It is a transcript of the gene MACROD1, whose product is annotated as mono-ADP ribosylhydrolase 1. Gene Ontology annotation, cellular component: nucleoplasm. Gene Ontology annotation, biological process: DNA damage response; purine nucleoside metabolic process; peptidyl-glutamate ADP-deribosylation. The coding region runs from base 120 to 1097 and encodes 325 amino acids. The record is from RefSeq and is a predicted model, not a curated record. The transcript is spliced from 11 exons. Lineage: Eukaryota; Metazoa; Chordata; Mammalia; Sirenia; Trichechidae. Gene Ontology annotation, molecular function: ADP-ribosylglutamate-[protein] hydrolase activity.